Gordionus sp. m RMFG-2023 is the source of this 2854-nucleotide messenger RNA. Its product is annotated as ER degradation-enhancing alpha-mannosidase-like protein 2. Bases 42 to 2501 code for a protein of 819 amino acids. The transcript is spliced from 13 exons. Gene Ontology annotation, biological process: endoplasmic reticulum mannose trimming; mannose trimming involved in glycoprotein ERAD pathway; carbohydrate metabolic process. Gene Ontology annotation, molecular function: calcium ion binding; mannosyl-oligosaccharide 1,2-alpha-mannosidase activity. Gene Ontology annotation, cellular component: membrane; endoplasmic reticulum. Lineage: Eukaryota; Metazoa; Nematomorpha; Gordioida; Chordodea; Parachordodidae. The record is from RefSeq and is a predicted model, not a curated record.
CAACAAUCUUGUAAACAUAUGUUUUGAUAAAUCGUAAAAUCAUGAAAAUAUGGUUUAGUCCGGUUAUUAUUAUUAAGAUAAUUUUGGUUGCAGAUGCCGUUAUAAAUGUUGAUUUUUAUAAGGGUAAAGUAAAGCAAAUGUUUAUACAUGCUUAUGAUAGUUACAUGAAGUAUGCUUAUCCAUUGGAUGAACUCAAGCCCAUCUCAUGUUCUGGUAUGAAUACAUGGGGAAAUUUUUCUCUCACCCUGAUUGAUUCAUUAGAUACCCUAUUAGUUAUGGGGAAUGAAACAGAAUUUAUGAAAGCUGUCAACUUAAUACUCAAUAAUGUUAAUUUCAACAUGAAUAUCAAUGUGUCUGUUUUUGAAACUAAUAUAAGAGUUGUAGGUGGACUUUUAGGAGCUCAUUUUUUGAGUGGACAUACAGAAUGGGGUAGAAUAAAUGGUUUCCCAUGCAAAGGGCCCUUGUUAGAUCUCGCAAAAGAUCUUGCAGAUAAAUUAAUGCCUGCUUUUAAUACGGCUACUGGGCUCCCUUAUGGAACCGUAAAUUUACUAUAUGGAAUUCCGCCUGGUGAAACGCCCGUCACUUGUACAGCUGCCGCAGAAACCUUUGCUUUAGAAUUUUUUGCGCUUUCUGCAAUCACGGGAGAUUCGACAUAUCGUGAAGUAGCCAUGAAGUCGUCUAAAGCUAUGUGGAAUAAUCACAGAUCUGCAUUGGGAUUGGUAGGUAAUCACAUAAAUACCCACACCGGGGCAUGGGUCGGUAAAGAAAUCGGGAUAGGCUCGGGGGUGGAUUCGUAUUUUGAAUAUUUGCUCAAGGGGGCUCUUUUAUCGCGAGAUCCUACACUGAUGAAACAAUUUUUAGAGUACGAAAAAGUAAUAAAUCGUUACCUCAAUUAUAAUGGCUGGUACUUUUGGGCCAACAUGGAAAACGGGAAUUUGAUUUGGCCCAUUUUUCAAUCUCUGGAAGCAUUUUGGCCUGGCUUAUUGGUUUCCUUGGGGAGGAUAGCGGAAGCAGAAACGACAUUCAAAAAUUACCACAAAGUUUGGAUAAAGUAUGGAAGUUUGCCUGAAACCUUCAAUGUAGUUAAUGGGAAAUUCGAUGAUGGACACUCCAAUUACCCCCUCAGACCUGAAUUUAUAGAAAGUGCCUACCAUUUAUACAAAGCUACGGGUGAUAGUUAUUAUUUGAAAGUAGGAAUAGAUGUCAUUCAAUCUCUAGAAAUUCUUUGCAAAACUGAAUGCGGAUACGCUGUGUUGAAAGAUGUCGGCACCCAUGCGAAGGAUGAUAGAAUGGAAUCGUUCUUCUUAGCCGAAACCCUUAAGUAUCUUUAUUUGCUCUUCGAUACCCAACCCAAUAAAGUUUCAAAAAGUGCCCAUGAUACCCUUUACGACCAAAACGAAUAUCAACCCUCCAUCCUUAACAAUGACAUUUUGUCUCAAAAGCUUCUCUACACAAUGAAUUCAACUGAUCACGAUAAAACAGCUUAUUCCCAAGAUGAAUGCAUGGUUACAUCCGGCGGCUAUCUACUUAACACUGAAGCUCACCCUAUUCAGAUAUCGGCAGUUCAAUGUUGCGGAAUUUGGAAUAAUGGGCAGCCAUUCCAAGGUGAAAUGAUGCUAGAUAAAAAUGAAAGCGAUGAAAAUGAAACCUGGUAUAGUUCAUUGAAUACCUCUACCGUGAAAUUUCCUGCCGAAACGAAGAAAGCGAUGGAUGAUAUUAGUUUGCAAGACUUGUUAGAUAUAAUGAAUGGAGAUUACAGUGCUCUAGAGAGUACGGAAUACGAUUUUCAAGACAUACUACUUUUACAAAAUCGAGAUCAAAACAACAGAGGUUACGUUUUCAUACACGACGACUUAAUUGAAAAACCUUGGGUCGAUCUUUCGAAUAUUUCUGCAAAUCAUUCAGAGACUCGAAAUCUUAAAAACGCUGAAAGCUCUAAUAGCUUGCAGUUGAGAUCUCCCACAGAUAUAGUCAGCAUAUUUAAGGACUUAGUUUUAGGAAAUUCUAUCGAAACCAAUUUGCUGAAAUUGGUUCUCAAACAAGAAUACACUACCGAAACUUCAAAAGUUCCGGAAGCCAACACGGCUAUUUCUAAGAACUCUAACAAGGUGGGAAUAGAUGCUAAGUUGGUGGUUAACGAUCGGAGUUAUGAUUUGUGCGAAAGAUUGUCGUUGAACGAUUUGUACAUAAAUAAAAGCCAUUGCCUCAGCAAACGUUGGGCGUUGGAAAAUGUGGGUGGAUUUGAAUUGGCAUAUGACAAAAAUGAUCCAACAUCCGAAACCAAAAGAAGGGAAGAAUAUCUUAGGAAUUGUUUGUUUAAAUGUUCCAGUUUUUGCUGCCCUUACAAUAUACCUCUUAGUACUGAACCUCAAAAUAUGGUGGUUGAAAAUAGUAGUUCGAUCCUAAAAAUUUCUAGGGUACGAAAAUUUGUGCGAGGAGUCGAAAGAAAAAUGACCGACGAUUUUAACGAUCCUAAGCAUUUGUUGUGUUUGGCUUCCUGAUAUAUUUUAAAACUUUGUUUCUAUUACUGAAAUGAUGUGUAGGAAAAAAAUUGUUUUAUUUUUUUAUAUAUUUUUGAAUAUUUUCUCCUGUGAUUAAAACACAUAAUUAUUAGUUCAGUUUUAUUAUUUAUAGAAUAUGCCUCGUUUUUUUAAUUUUAUCAAUCGAUCGUAUGUUUUUUUUAAGAUGAUGCUUAUAUUAAUUAAAUACAUUUUAUUAUAUUCAUAGGCAUAGUCAGGGUUUUUAAGGGGAAUAAUUAUAACGUAUCAAAAAUUGUUUUGAAACAAGAUAUUGAUUUUAUAUAAAUUUUAACGGAGUUCAUGCAUUUUAUAUAUGCUAUGCUAUGCAAAGUAAA